AAUAUAAGGUGUACAUUCCCCCAAGCUCCUUGAUGUUACGUAUCAACCAGCCUCUGCUCACAAUGACCAGCAAUUUGACCUUCCCAGGCCAUCCAGCCAACAUUUCGCAGAUCCCCUCUGUAUUUGCGAUCCAUGACAACAGAUUCUUCAAUAUUAUCGGCUCAUCUCCUAAGCUGGAGGUCCUUUUCAAGAACGAUGAUGUCCCCUUUGCGCACGAAGCGAGCGUCUUUAUCCCCUCUACCGACGAGCUAUUCCUGAGCAGCAACAUCUUCACCGACCCCAUCACGAACCAUUCAACGAUUCAAAUUUCCAAAGUCAAGGUCAACGCUCAGCCGGUUACCAGUGAAGUUAUCAAAUCUACUAUCGUAAUGGCGAACGGAGCGGUAAACCAUGGCGACGGGAUCCUCUUCUGCGGCCAGGGAAACCAAACCGAAACGAGCGGCUUAUACCAGAUGUCAAUUGAAUCUCCGUACGAGGCAGAACUACUUGUUAGUGGCUUUCACGGUCAGCAAUUCAACUCACCCAAUGACGUGGUCGUGCAUAGUGAUGGGUCAAUAUGGUUUACCGAUCCGAUCUACGGUUCGAAACAGGGGUUUCGCCCAAAGCCUCAGUUGCCGAAUCAAGUCUAUCGGUUUGAUCCUGUCACAAAGAACGUGCGAGUCGUCGCUGACGGAUUCGGUCGGCCGAACGGUAUUGCUUUCUCGCCGGAUGAGAAGACGGUGUAUAUCACUGAUACGGGGUCUACUUUGGGUGAUGGCACCAAUGAUCCCAAAGGGCCGUCCACCAUCUACGCUUUUGACGUGUCUAUCCUCAACGGGGAACAGUUCCUCACCAAUCGGCGUCUUUUCGCCAUGGCUGAUACCGGUGUCCCUGAUGGAAUCAAGCUGGAUAUGGAUGGCAACGUUUAUGCUGGCUGUGGCGAUGGCAUCAACGUCUGGUCGCCAGGUGGCGUCCUGCUGGGAAAGAUUCUGAUCAAAGAUGGAGCGGCUAACUUUUCCUUUGGCCGUAAUGGCCAAAUGUUUAUUCUCAACGAGAAUACGCUCUGGACUGCUCAGCUGAGUCGUGCCGUGAAGGGUGCCCUAUUGAAGAUUUGA
Aspergillus pseudonomiae is the source of this 1094-nucleotide messenger RNA. Its product is annotated as SMP-30/gluconolactonase/LRE family protein. The transcript is spliced from 2 exons. The coding region runs from base 33 to 1094 and encodes 353 amino acids. The record is from RefSeq and is a predicted model, not a curated record. Lineage: Eukaryota; Fungi; Ascomycota; Eurotiomycetes; Eurotiales; Aspergillaceae.